AUGGUGGCGCUUGCUAUCGGGGACGAUAACGUGCCGCUGCUGGUGGUGGAGCUGGCGGUGGAGGGCAUGAUGUGCCAGAAGAACUGCGGCUCCACGGUCGAGAACGCGCUGCGAGGCGUGGACGGCGUGGCCGCCGCCGUCGUGAGCUUCGAGCAGCGCAAGGCCACGGUGACGCUGCGGCGGCCCGGCAGCGCGACGCUGCAGGAGCUCGUGGACAUGGUGGAGUGCGUGGGCUUCGAGGCCAGCGCGUACGACGCCGCCAAGGCCGCGGCCAUCAAGCUGCAGGCCCAGAGGCAGAAGGCGGCGCAGCAGCAGAAGGAGCAGAGCCUGGCGCUGGACGUGCCCGACGCGGCCGGCCACCCGCGCGCCGUGUUCCACGUGGAAGGCAUGAGCUGCGCCGCGUGCGUCAAGGCCAUCGAGGACCACGUGGGCAAGGCCGAGGGCGUGCUGCACUGCCGCGUGGGGCUCAUCAGCCAGAAGGCCGAGGUGGCGUUCGACCGCGACCUGGUCCGGGACGAGCAGCAGCAGCUCCGGCAGCUCAUCCAGGACGCCGGCUACAAGGCGACGUUCUCGCACGUGGUGGAGCCGGGCGACGGCGACUCGCUCGAGCUCAAGUUCACGGUCACGGGCAUGAGCUGCGCCGCGUGCGUGGGCAAGAUCGAGUCGGCCGUGGGCAAGCUGCCGGGCGUCACCAAGGUGCUGGUUAACCUGCCGCUGAACAAGGCGCACGUGCACCUGAAGCAGCUGGCCAAGACGGGGCCACGCGACGUGCUGGAGUGCAUCAACGGCCUGGGCUACUCGGCGGAGGUAGCGCUGGAUACGACGGACCAGAACGCGCUGAGCAAGUCGGAGGUGGAGAAGUGGCGCAAGCUCUUGACGACGGCCAUGCUCUUCUCGCUGCCGGCCAUGCUGAUCCACAUGGUGCUCAUGUACAUCCCUCCGGUGGAGAAAGUGUUGAUGACGCCUGUGUUUAAUUCCGUAUCGAUUAAGCUGUUGCUGCUGUUCCUGCUGGCGACUCCUAUCCAGUUCGGCGUGGGCUGGCGGUUCUACGUGGCCGCGUGGAAGGGUCUGCAGCACGGCUCCAUGGGUAUGGACUUCUUGGUCGUGGCAGGCACCACCAUGUCGUACACAUACAGCUUUGUAUCAUUGGUUGGCUCGGCGGUGCAUGAGAAUUAUCACGGCCACCACUUCUUUGAGUCAUCAGCGAUGCUGCUGACGUUCGUGACAUUGGGUAAGUACAUGGAGUCGAUGGCGAAGGGCAAGACAGCAGAUGCGUUGUCAGAACUGGCCAAGCUGCAGCCGAAGAAGGCGCUACUUAUCGUCGAGGGUAAACGCGACCGCGAAAUCCCGAUCGAAUUGGUGCAGCGCGGUGAUCUUCUGCGCAUCCUUCCAGGUGCUAACAUCCCGACAGACGGCGUGGUGAAAUCUGGUUCUAGCUCGACGGAUGAGUCGAUGCUGACGGGUGAAAGUAUGCCGGUGGCGAAGAAGACCGGCGACUACGUGUUCGGUUCAACUGUGAACCAACAGGGCACGCUGGUGAUCGAGUCGAGCUGCAUGGGUGGGGAAAGCUCGGCUUUGGCUCAGAUUUGCACCUUGAUUGAAGAUGCUCAGCUCCACAAGGCUCCCAUUCAAGCGUAUGCAGACUACCUGGCAUCGGUUUUUGCCCCCUGUGUUCUGGGCAUGGCGGUGAUGACGUUUAUUGCGUGGAUAUCGCUGUUGACACUCAACCUCAUUCCUACCGAGUGGAAGGUAGAGCUGGGCGUGGAUGAGGAUGCUUUGGCUGAUCACUCCGACGACAUGUACCUGGCUGUGUUGUUUGCCAUCUCGGUCGUCGUGAUCGCGUGUCCGUGCGCUUUGGGACUGGCCACCCCCACUGCUGUGAUGGUCGGAUGUGGCGUCGGCGCCAAGAAGGGUGUGCUCAUCAAGGGCGGUCGGGCGCUCGAGACCGCGCGCUACAUCGACACCAUCGUGUUCGACAAGACCGGCACGCUGACUGUCGGCCACCCUUCGGUUCGUGACGUGGUGGUGGCCGACCGUGCGUACACGCCGCGCGAGCUGCUGUACUACGGCGCGUCCUUGGAGUGUGUGAGUGAGCACGUUCUUGGCAAGGCCAUCGUCGUGACGGCCACGGAACAUGAGAAGCUCGAACUGCAGGAUCCGACCGAUGUCCAUGUGGUCCCUGGCCGCGGCAUUGAAGGCACUGUGGCUGCCAGCGAGGUGACGUCACGCACCACAGCGGCCAACGUGAUGGUGGGCAACUCCGAGUACUGCGAGGAGAAGGGCAUCGAGAUCGGCGAGAAGAUACGCGCCCACAUGCACGAGCUGGAACUCGAGGGAAAAACCGUUGUGGUUGUGUGCGUGGAGAACAAGCUGGUUGGCGUGAUUGCGUUGGCUGACGCUCCUCGCCCCGAAGCGGCGGAUGUCGUGAAGCACCUGAAGUCGAUGGGGCUAGACGUGUGGUUGAUCACGGGCGAUAACCUUCGCACGGCCAGCGCGAUCGCGCGCCAGAUGGGCAUCAACCACGUCAAGGCCGUGGCGCUUCCUGGUGAGAAGGCGUCUCAGAUCAAGGCAUUGCAGUCGCAGGUGAACCCGCUGACGCUGAAGCCGCGCGUGGUGUGCAUGGUGGGCGACGGCAUCAACGACGCGCCAGCGUUGGCGCAGUCGGAUAUCGGCAUGGCCAUCGGUGCCGGCACGCAGAUCGCCAAGGCGGAGGCCGACAUGGUGCUCGUGAAGAGCGCUCUGACGGACGUGGUGGUAGCUCUGGACUUGGCCCGCGUCGUGUUCUCGCGCAUCAAGUUGAACUUCUUCUUCUCGAUCGUGUACAACGUGGUGGGCAUUCCGCUGGCGGCCGGCAUGUUCUUCCCUCUGAUCCACCGGAUGAUGCCGCCUGCGUGUGCUGGUCUGGCGAUGGCGUUUUCGUCCGUGUCGGUGGUGAUUUCCUCUCUGUUACUCAAGAAGUACAAGGCACCGCAGCUCUUCCAAGCAAAACCGCAGAAGGUGCACUUCGAAGAGGACGUGCAGGUUGUGGACCUCAAGAACCUCGUGGGACUGAAGGCCAAUAAUGUGCGCUAUGCGCCGUUGACAAAUGUGGAAGAGCAGAAGACUCGCCUGAAGCCCAUCGGUCAGUGA
Phytophthora sojae is the source of this 3129-nucleotide messenger RNA. RefSeq lists its product as hypothetical. Lineage: Eukaryota; Oomycota; Peronosporomycetes; Peronosporales; Peronosporaceae. The transcript has a single exon. The record is from RefSeq and is a predicted model, not a curated record. Gene Ontology annotation, cellular component: membrane. Gene Ontology annotation, biological process: monoatomic cation transport; copper ion homeostasis. Gene Ontology annotation, molecular function: ATP hydrolysis activity; ATP binding; P-type divalent copper transporter activity. Bases 1 to 3129 code for a protein of 1042 amino acids.